AAUUGGUCUGGGAGUCUUAUCGUAGCCUCUUUAAUUGGUGCUUUUGGGUCGUCUUUUCUUUAUGGUUACAAUCUCUCAGUGGUGAACGCUCCUGCAGUGUAUAUCAAGAAGUUUUACAAUGAAACUUGGGAAAGAAGAUAUGGCUUCUCAGUGGAUGAAGGCACACUGACUCUCCUCUGGUCUAUAACUGUUUCUAUUUUUGCCAUUGGUGGCCUUGUGGGUGCCAUUAUUGUUACCCCAAUUGUGAAGUUCUUCGGCCGGAAAUGUACAUUGCUGCUCAAUAAUGUGUUUGCAGUGGCAGCUGCGUUGUUGAUGUCCCUCUCCUUGUUGGCGGGGUCAUUUGAAAUGCUCAUACUGGGCCGCAUUAUAAUGGGUGUUGAUGCAGGCAUUUCUCUAAGUGCCCUUCCCAUGUAUUUGAGUGAAAUAUCUCCUAAGGAAAUCCGUGGUUCAUUGGGUCAGGUGACAGCGAUUUUCAUCUGUAUUGGUGUUUUCACUGGUCAAGUUUUGGGACUGCCAGAAAUAUUUGGGCAAGAAUCACGGUGGCCUUACUUAUUUGGAGCGAUCAUUGUUCCUUCAUUGAUACAAGUCGUGAUUCUGCCCUUUCUUCCUGAAAGUCCUCGUUACCUCCUACUUGAAAAACAUAACACAAGCAAGGCAGAAAAAG
This is a messenger RNA of Antrostomus carolinensis (chuck-will's-widow), 664 nucleotides long. Its product is annotated as solute carrier family 2, facilitated glucose transporter member 9-like. Gene Ontology annotation, cellular component: plasma membrane. Gene Ontology annotation, molecular function: D-glucose transmembrane transporter activity. Gene Ontology annotation, biological process: dehydroascorbic acid transport. The transcript has 5 exons. The annotation marks the transcript as partial. Lineage: Eukaryota; Metazoa; Chordata; Aves; Caprimulgiformes; Caprimulgidae. The record is from RefSeq and is a predicted model, not a curated record.